GGUGGGGUGGGGUGGGGGUGGGGGGUGGGGGGUGGGGAGGGGAUCCCAUUCAAAAGGUCAGAUGAUUUUUUUUUUUUUUGAGCUGACGCUGAUGUUAACUGUUUGUUUUGAUUGUAUAUAUGUUUAAAGUUCCCCACUUUAGAUGUAGUUAAAUUAUAAACAUUUAAAUAAAAGGCACACAUGCCUCAUAGAUUUAUUAUUUUAGUAGCAACCAGCAAGCACCAUGUGUAUAUAAUUUUUUUUUUCCUUUUCCCAAAUAGCAACUCUGAAUGAUUGCUAGUCAUUUGUAUGUGAUGAAAAUGUCGACUUGCGUGUGCCGUAAGUUGGUUUAACUAUGGGCGAGGUUGACUUAUAUAAAACUAUACCGAUGUUCAAUACGUAAGCCUCCUUAAAUGUGAGAUCUAAUCUUUAAAUAAAGAUAUGUUACCUACUAUAAUAUAUAAAAAUGACACGAUGGUUGGAUUUACAGUGAAAGUGUAUAUUACACAAAGAAAAAUGGUUGGACAAUAUUAGUUUGGUUGAAGACACAAAGAACGUGCAACAUUUUCAAUUCACUACAUGCAAAGACUAUUGACAAUUUUGUAGAAAGUUCACAAGUAACCUAUGCCUAAACCACUUUACAUAAUCCUCCAUAUCUAUAAGAUUAACACACAACUUUCACAUCUUCAUGCCAUAAUUUCCAAUAUUUCUCAUAGCUCAUCAUCAAACACAACUACAUGGAAUUAUUAACGUUGUUAGUUUGCUUGGUUUUUUCUUGGACAUUCAUCCAAACAUUUAGGCAGAAAAAUAAGAAAGGCCCAAUUAAUUGGCCUAUUAUUGGUGCAGGCUUGGAACAAUGGGUGAAUUUUGAUCGAAUGCAUGAUUGGCUUGUCGAGUAUUUGGCUGAGUCUCCAACUGUUGUUGUACCUGCGAUGACUACAACUUAUACUUACAUUGCUCAUCCAGCUAAUGUCGAACAUGUUCUCAAAACAAACUUUGAUAAUUAUCCAAAGGGUGAAGUGUAUCAUUCAUAUAUGGAAGUGUUGCUUGGAGAUGGCAUCUUUAAUGUGGAUGGUGAGCUUUGGAGGAAACAAAGGAAGACUGCUAGCUUUGAGUUUGCUUCAAAGAAUUUAAGGGAUUUCAAUACUGUAGUUUUCAGGGACUAUAGUCUUAAACUCUUUAAGAUUCUAAAUCAAGCAUCUUUCAAGAAUGAGCAAGUAGACAUGCAGGAUCUCUUGAUGAGGAUGACUCUGGACUCAAUAUGUAAGGUGGGAUUUGGUGUAGAGAUAGGAACAUUGGAUCCAAAUUUACCAGAAAAUAGCUUUGCAAAGGCAUUUGAUGCUGCAAAUGUCAUUGUGACACUAAGAUUCAUUGACCCUUUGUGGAAAAUCAAGAAAUUUCUCAACAUAGGAUCAGAAGCCAUCCUUGAUCAGAGUAUUAGAACAAUUGAUGAUUUCACAUAUUCUGUCAUAAGAAAAAGGAAAGCUGAGAUAGAAACAAAUGAGAAAGUUAAUAAGCAUGACCUAUUGUCAAGGUUCAUUGAGCAAGGGAAAGAUCCUGAGAACAAUAUGACUGAUAAAAGCCUGAGAGACAUUGUCCUGAAUUUUGUCAUCGCGGGUCGCGAUACAACUGCAACGACUCUGUCUUGGGCUAUAUACAUGAUUAUGACUCACGAGCACGUAGCGGAGAAGCUGUACGAGGAGCUGAGAUCGUUGGAACAAGUCCGCGCUAAAGAAGAGAACGUGUCGCUGCAUCAGUAUGACGCAGAGGAUCCUGAAUCAGUCGAUUCGAGAGCAAUACAAUUCGCAGGGCUCCUUAAUUAUGAUUCAUUGGGAAAAUUAUACUAUUUGCAUGCUGUGAUUACAGAGACUCUUCGAUUGUACCCUGCUGUUCCUCAGGAUCCUAAGGGAAUAUUGGAAGAUGAUGUUUUACCAGAUGGAACAAAGUUGAAGGCUGGAGGGAUGGUGACCUAUGUACCUUACUCUAUGGGUAGAAUGGAAUACAACUGGGGUUCUGAUGCAGCUUCAUUCAAUCCUGAGAGAUGGCUUAAAGAUGGGACUUUCCAAAAUGCAUCUCCAUUCAAAUUUACUGCUUUCCAGGGAGGGCCAAGGAUAUGCCUGGGGAAGGACUCAGCAUAUCUUCAGAUGAAAAUGGCACUUGCAAUUUUGUGUCGAUUUUACAAAUUCAAGUUUGUGCCAGGUCAUCCAGUCAAGUACAGGAUGAUGACCAUCUUAUCAAUGGAACAUGGACUAAAGCUUACAGUUUCACUGAGAUCUUGAAAAUCAACAUAAUGUGUAAAUGUUUAUGCUUGCCAGCAUGUAAGAAGCGUUAAGUAGAUUUUAAUUGCAAUUUGUAACUAAUUUAAUUGCAAAUUGUAACUAACUUAUAUGGUUAAA
Messenger RNA from Lycium barbarum (goji berry), 2375 nucleotides. Its product is annotated as cytochrome P450 704B1. The transcript is spliced from 6 exons. Bases 717 to 2258 code for a protein of 513 amino acids. The record is from RefSeq and is a predicted model, not a curated record. Gene Ontology annotation, molecular function: oxidoreductase activity, acting on paired donors, with incorporation or reduction of molecular oxygen; monooxygenase activity; heme binding. Lineage: Eukaryota; Viridiplantae; Streptophyta; Magnoliopsida; Solanales; Solanaceae.